CUGCCACGUGCGAUGUACAUCGGUCCGUGGCAAGAGUACAAGCUCGCCAAGAUCCAAGAUGCAGCUGUCCAGAAGCUGCGGAAGGAAUGGGAAGACCAUCUGAAGUCCACCAUCAUCGGACAAGGCGACGAGGAAUGCAUCCGCCAAAUGAUGGAGCCAAUUCUGUCCAAGCUCCCUGCGAUGCUCUUAGCGAACCGAAGCAAAGAAGCCACUCCACCCGCUACACAUCGGAAGAGCAGGAGGUCGCUCCUCACAGGUCGCUCCAUCCCGAGCAACCAAGACCUGCCCAACCACGAGCCAGGCGAUGUUGUCGUAGCACCUACAAAGAAACAACCUCAUAAAGCACCUACGAAGAAGAAACCAAAGGCCCCCGUGAUCACAAGCAUCGAUGAGGUUGCAAGAAGAAAGCAGCGAUGGACUGCGCCUGCGUCGGUCCCUGUCGAACCCCCCCCCAACGCAACCACCUCCCGUCGAGAAGAGACCCGACUGCCGCCAGUGACACUCCCCGUGGCAGCAUCCCAUGCGAUUCCACUGGGACCUCCCGCAGCAUCCGUCCGCCCACCGCCGGUGCACUUACCGACGAUUGAGACGACCCUAUCAACCUCCGCACAGCCAGAGGUGGACGAAGAUUCCCUGGACGAAGACGAGUUGAACUCGUUUCUGCAUUGGACCGACCAGCUGAGUCACCCCGACGCAGAAUUAGACGAGUUUUUAAGCAAUGGUUAG
Molecule: messenger RNA, 726 nt
Organism: Aphanomyces astaci
Lineage: Eukaryota; Oomycota; Saprolegniomycetes; Saprolegniales; Verrucalvaceae
Exons: 2
Coding region: 13-726 (237 amino acids)
Source: RefSeq, a predicted model, not a curated record